Trypanosoma grayi is the source of this 1032-nucleotide messenger RNA. RefSeq lists its product as hypothetical. The transcript has a single exon. The coding region runs from base 1 to 1032 and encodes 343 amino acids. Lineage: Eukaryota; Euglenozoa; Kinetoplastea; Trypanosomatida; Trypanosomatidae. The record is from RefSeq and is a predicted model, not a curated record.
AUGAAGCGAAAUGUAUAUCGUGAGGACAGCGUGGCGCCCCCGCUGCGGCUCGUGCCCCCGGGGGCCACCCGCCAGGAGUCGCCCGGUGAGAAUUGGUGGGACGUGGGAAACUGCAGCAGACCUCCAGCAGGGCGUCUCGCGUUGUCACCGGUGCUGCACAUGGAGGAAGAGGCAGAGACGAUGGGGCAGUUGCGUUGGGAAAACCGAGGGACACCCGUGCGUCGUGCCCUCGUUUGGCCCCCCAACGUGGAGGACGAUAAUAUAGGUGGCGAUAAGGGUCGUUGUACAUUCGACAGCUCCCCAUCACCGAUGGUAGGAGCUGUGAGAGGCGAUGCAACUACUGCUUCCGCGUCUUCGGUUGUUAACGGCGAGGAAGAGGUCUCUUCGGGGCGGCGAGCCGUGCUACUCUGUGCGAGUGGUGGUGAUGGUAGUGGUGGCGGCGGCAGCAGCAGCAGCGGCGACAGCAGCAGCAAUAGCAGCUCCCACCGUCAGGAAGUGAGUGGAGUCAAGAAGACGUCAGUUACUCACAGCGCGCAUGUCACCCGUCACGAGGCCCCACCGCAGCCAGCAGGGACGACGUGUGCCAUCGAUCACGUCUGUGCAUUUGCUCAAGUGAUAGGUGGACUGCAGCAGGCUGUCCUGCAGCUUAGCGGGGAGGUCCGUGAGCUUCGUCUCACCUUUCAGAGUAUGAAGGCAACAAUUGUAAAUGACAGCAGUGGGAAGCCUCCUCGAUGUGAUGUCACCGAGCCUGUGGUGGCGGUGCAGCAGCAGAAGCAGAAGCUUGGCGGCGCUGCCCUGUCGGCACCUAAUGGCCUCUUCCAGCACCUUCGCUCUGCCGCAGUCACACCACACAGCUCUACCUCUUCAUCAUCUCUCGGUCAGAGUUGUGGAGCUCUGCCAGAUGCGGAUAUUAUCGGUGCUGUAACGGAAGGCCUUCAGGAGCUCGAGGCGCUUCCUUGGGCAUUGCCACUUGGCCAUCGCGUCGUGAUUGAAGAAUCCCGUCAGCAGGGUUGUGGUGGUCAUGGCAACUGA